Molecule: messenger RNA, 252 nt
Organism: Staurois parvus
Lineage: Eukaryota; Metazoa; Chordata; Amphibia; Anura; Ranidae
Source: the annotation of a GenBank genome assembly
UGUAUUUUUGACAUUAGAGGGAGGACUAGUGCCCCAUCAUUGGUAUCAGUGGGAGGAAUAGUGCCCCAUCAUUGGUAUCAGUGGGGGAAUAGUGCCCCAUCAUUGGUAUCAGUGGGAGGAAUAGUGCCCCAUCAUUGGUAUCAGUGGGAGGAAUAGUGCCUCAUCAUUGGUAUCAGUGGGAGGAAUAGUGCCCCAUCAUUGGUGUCAGUGGGAGGAAUAGUGCCCCAUCAUUGGUAUCAGUGGGAGGAAUAG